Messenger RNA from Aureococcus anophagefferens, 594 nucleotides. RefSeq lists its product as hypothetical. The record is from RefSeq and is a predicted model, not a curated record. The transcript has 3 exons. Gene Ontology annotation, cellular component: cytoplasm. Gene Ontology annotation, molecular function: protein kinase binding. The coding region runs from base 1 to 594 and encodes 197 amino acids. Lineage: Eukaryota; Pelagophyceae; Pelagomonadales; Pelagomonadaceae.
AUGACGACGUGCGCGGCGGCGAUCAAGAAGUUCGAGGAGAAGACCGGGGAGACGGCGUCGGACGCGAAGAUCGUCAAGCUCUACUGCCAGAUCCCGCCCAUCGCCAAGCUCGACAGCUCCCUGAACAACCUCGCGGCCUGCGAGCGCGCCGCCGCGCACCUGCAGCUGUCGACGAACAACAUCGACAAGAUCGGCCUCGCGUUCACGGGGCUGAAGAACCUCAAGAUCCUGUCCCUGGGGCGCAACGUCAUCAAGAAGAUCGAGAAGCUCGACGACCUCGGCGACUCGCUCGAGGAGCUCUGGAUCAGCUACAACCAGAUCAGCGCGCUCGAGGGCCUCCACGCGAUGACGAAGCUGACGACGCUCUACAUGAGCAACAACAACCUGAAAAACUUCGCGGAGCUCGAGAAGAUCGCGGGCCUGCCGAACCUGAAGGACGUGCUCUUCGUGGGCAACCCCAUGUACGAGGGCCUCACGGCCGCGGAGUCCCGCAUCGAGAUCCUCCGACGGCUCCCGAACCUCGCGAAGAUCGACGGCUCCAUGGUCCUCCAGCGAGACCGCGACGAGGCCGCCGCCGCCGCCGCGGAGGAGUAG